GUGCGUGUCUGGGAAAUACGGCAAAUGAUGGCUGUCGAGCUGGUAUCAUAGCAGAUUUGUGUAGUAUUGCUUCCUGAAUAGAAUGGCAAGCCUGGCAUCCAAGGACACAUACCUUCAGAAAUUAGGCAGUAAAGUAUGUGCCUCGCAGAACCAAGAAGCACGGAAAAGGCCUUUCGCUCCGUAUUGGAGUGCCGGCGAAGCUGGUGCCCCUAAAAAGAAAAAGAACAGACAGAAGCUGGACAGAGAGAAGAGUUUUAAUAGAAAAGACAGGAAAUCACCCAUAAAGACUGAUUCGAAGGCCGCCGUUCACCCAGCUCAGGCAGCAGAACAGAGUGCAUUACCGGUUAAUGCGCAGAAUGGGACCGCUCUCAAAAAGCCUGAGGGGCCUAAAGGUGGAAAGUCUGUUGCCAGUUCCUUUUUUGCAGUAGAUCUUCUCCGUCAGAGAUUACAUGACAAGAUAAAGGAAUCUCACGGCCAUGGGAACUCCGAGGGUGUUUCAUCAGAAGAGAUUUCGAAGAAGCGGGAACGCAGGAGGCAGGAAAGGGAGCGCAAGAAGAGGAAAAGGAAGGAGUUCCGGAUGAAGAAGCUUGCAGAGAAAGCAGAGGAGGCCAAAAAAAAGGAGGACGGAGUGGACCCUUCUAGUUCCACUGCUGGAUUACCUGCGGCAGCAGAGAAAGAGAAGACCACUCUGGUUUUCAACAGGGUGGAGGUGGGAGAAGAGUAUGUGGACAAAGUCCAGCUGAAGAAGGAGAAGAAAAAGAAGAUAAAGGGAAACCUGACUCCACUGACUGGGAAGAACUACAAGCAGCUUCUCACCCGCGUGGAAGCACGAAAAGCCAAGCUAGAGGAACUGAGGGCCAAGGACGAGGGCAAGGCCAAGGAGGUAGAGAACAAGAUGAAGUGGACCAACGUGUUGUACAAGGCAGAGGGCCUGAAGAUUAAAGACAAUGAGGACCUGCUGCGCACCUCUCUGAAAAGGAAGGAGAAGAUGCGCUCCCAGAGGAAGAAGCGCUGGGAACAGCGCAGUGUACACAUCCUGGAGAAGAUGCAGCACAGGCAAGACAAGCGUCGCAAAAACAUCCAGAAGCAGAAGCGCGGGAAAGUGGAGAGGCGCAAGGAGAAGGCCAGGAAAAAGGGCCGUGUGCUGCCGGAGGAUCUGAAGAAGGCCUAACUGUGCCAGAGCUUCGGAAACAGUGACUCACUAACGAUGGCUGCAUAUCAAUCGACAGGAGUUUGGCUCCUCUUUUUAUAUGCUGCCAGUUAACUCCAGAGGACCUGUGAAAAAUACAAAACCUGAUGGCGUCUCUUCUUGGGACAGUCUUGAGACAGAGUUGUCCACUUCUAGCCCUGGUCUUGUGUGCAUAGACUGUCUAAUGAUGAUGAUGAAAAUGACAGUAAUAAAAAACUGGAUAUGUUUGUCCUCUUGUUAGUACAAAGACUAGCCUCAGUUAUUACAAGUGUCAUGUAAUGGUCACGUUGGCAAGCAAAAUGGAAACUAUACCCAAUACAGUUUGUAGGUGUCAAAACUGAGACAUGAAUUUGAUAAAAUAUGUACUAACUUGUUUACAUGUGUGAGUAUUUACUCAAGAUUCCUGGUUUCUUGGUCGAAAUGUUGAGUUGAAGGUGCUAUUGUGCAGGAAGAAUGGCAGUCAUGCUGCAGAACUGAAUGAGAACACAUAAAUUUGUGUUUUGAAUUGUUUAUGCACAGUAAUUAUGCAACAAACUUCACAAAAUAAUUUCAGUUCCACAUGCAUGAAUUGAUUUUGUGGCUUACCAUUUUUGUUAUCGGUUUGUAACUGGCUUGGUAUUAACCUUAAACAUUAAACCCCCUGAGCAUAGUCUUUUUACACUGGGUGAAGUGAGGCCUCAU
This is a messenger RNA of Megalops cyprinoides (Indo-Pacific tarpon), 1870 nucleotides long. RefSeq names its product surfeit 6 (gene surf6). Gene Ontology annotation, molecular function: RNA binding; DNA binding. Gene Ontology annotation, cellular component: nucleolus. The transcript is spliced from 5 exons. Bases 83 to 1171 code for a protein of 362 amino acids. Gene Ontology annotation, biological process: ribosomal large subunit biogenesis; ribosomal small subunit biogenesis. The record is from RefSeq and is a predicted model, not a curated record. Lineage: Eukaryota; Metazoa; Chordata; Actinopteri; Elopiformes; Megalopidae.